This is a messenger RNA of Lonchura striata (white-rumped munia), 5432 nucleotides long. RefSeq names its product hyccin PI4KA lipid kinase complex subunit 1 (gene HYCC1). The record is from RefSeq and is a predicted model, not a curated record. Lineage: Eukaryota; Metazoa; Chordata; Aves; Passeriformes; Estrildidae. Gene Ontology annotation, biological process: protein localization to plasma membrane; phosphatidylinositol phosphate biosynthetic process. Gene Ontology annotation, cellular component: plasma membrane.
GUGAGUUUGAGUCGCGGCCGCGGCGGAGCCCCGGGCGGGAGGGCUGAAGGUUUUGAAGCAGAUGUUGGAAGAUGUUAGCUGUGGAUACUGGGGUUGUGGAGGAGUGGUUAUCAGAGUUCAAGACACUGCCAGAAGCAUCCAUAUCCAGCUAUGCUACCAGCCUGAAAGACAAGACAGCUUUGAUUUCAUCUCUUUACAAAGUAAUUCAGGAGCCACAGUGUGAACUUUUGGAGCCAGUUUGCCACCAGCUCUUUGAGUUCUACCGCAGUGGUGAGGAACAAUUGCUACGGUUUACGCUGCAGUUCCUGCCAGAAUUGAUGUGGUGCUAUCUUGCUGUCUCAGCCAACAGAGAUUUGCAGAGCAGUGGAUGCAUAGAGGCUCUUCUCCUAGGAGUUUAUAACUUGGAGAUAAUUGACAAAGAGGGACAUAACAAAGUGCUGAGUUUCACAAUUCCAUCUUUGUCCAAACCUUCUGUCUAUCAUGAACCUUCCAGCAUUGGCUCCAUGGCUCUCACUGAAGGAGCUUUGUCGCAGCAUGGUUUGUCCAGGGUUGUGUACAGUGGACCUCACCCUCAGAGGGAGAUGCUGACAGCCCAGAACAGGUUUGAAGUGCUGAGUUUUCUUCUGCUCUGUUACAAUGCUGCCUUAAGCUACAUGCCUGCAAUGUCUCUUCAGUCAUUGUGUCAAAUUUCUUCAAGAAUUUGUGUCUGUGGAUAUCCUCGCCAGCAAGUGAGAAAGUACAAGGGAGUCAACUGUAGGAUUCCAGUUUCAUCUGAAUUCAUGGUGCAAAUGCUAACAGGGAUCUAUUAUGCCUUUUAUAAUGGAGAAUGGGAUCUGGCUCGUAAAGCUAUGGAUGACGUUUUAUAUAGAGCACAGCUUGAGCUGUAUCCAGAACCUCUGCUGGUCGCUAAUGCAAUAAAAGCUUCACUGCCUCAGGUUGCCAUGAACUCUACUAAAGAAGGUGCAAGAUGCAUUCAGGUUGAAAUUACACCUACUUCAUCCAGAAUAUCAAGAAAUGCUGUGACUAGCAUGUCUAUAAGAGGGCAUAGAUGGAAAAGGCAUGAUAAUUCUGACUUAGCAAUUGAAGAAGAACUGAUAGAAGUAUCUGAAACCGAUGAAGGGUUUUACUCUAGGGCUACUUCUGGUACAAGUCAGUCUGCCCUAUCUAACAGCAGCACCAUGAGCAGCAAGAACCUCUUAGGGAAGAGCCAACGAAGGUCUGGAGGAAGCAAACCUGGAGGAAAAGAAAAAGAAGGGGAAACCUGCAGAGAGCAUUUAUCACGGAAACAAACUCAGAGAGCCAUGAGUGAGAAUCUAGAGCUUGUCUCUCUGAAGAGACUGACACUGACAACCAGCCAGUCCCUGCCCAAGCCUGGCAGCCAUAGCCUGGCCAGAACGACCACUACUGUGUUUAGUAAAUCCUUUGAACAGGUCAGUGGUGUCCCAGUUCCAAAUAAUCGUGGUGGUGCCUCUGGUACAGAGGCAAACAGGUUUUCAGCUUGCAGUCUUCAGGAGGAAAAAUUGAUAUAUGGAACAGAAAGAACAGAUCUUCCUAUUUUAAGCAAACAACCUAAUCAGCAGCGACCUCCUAGUAUUAGCAUAACUUUGUCAACAGAUUGAUAUUAAAUUGGCCAGUAUAAAAAAUAAAUUACUGAGAUUUUAUCCUGAUAUUGGUACAUUAAGCUCUUAAUACGCCAUACGUUACUUCCUUAAGUCUCAAAUAAAUUCUUACUUGGCUCAUGUUUGACAGUAAUAGUGAAUAGACAACAGUUUUAAUUAUUUUGAGUCAACUUCUGAUACUUUUACAGCUUCAUGAAAAGUUUAUACCUUCACCAGCUGAACAAGCAUCAAUUGGUUGGUUGUCACUGGCCAAGGUGUGUGGCUUCUUACACAUGUACACUGUGGGAACAAAUGGAGUGUCUCUCCCAGAUUCCAGUUUUUGUCUUCCACUUGGCAUAGGCAAAACUGCAAGUACUUAAGGUUUCUAAGGAGGAGUCUUGCAGUAUUGUCAUGCAAUUUUGGAAGAGCAUUGUAAAAACAUACACUGUCUUACAUGUGAGCUGUGCUUACAUGUAAAUUUAAACUAGAGGCAUCACUUCAGUGUUUGGUGUUCUGGUGGCUUUUGUAUUGUAGUUAGUACACGUAGCAAUGUUCAUGCUUCUUUAUGCCUGUAUAAGUCCAAUUUUAGAUGCAUUUUGGUUUAUCUGUAUGUCUUCAAAACUGGGCCUGAAGUAAUACAGCAGCAGAGCUUGUGGCUGGGAAUUAUUAUCAAUUGCUGUAGUAGUCACUUAAGAAGUAAAAAUUAUGUGACAGAUUCUUCCUUUAGGAUUCUUAAAUAUCAGUUCCAAAACUACUCACUGAAAAGUCAGUCAUCAGUAUUUUUAUUGUCUGUAGGGAAUAGAUGUGCUUGUGUACCAAUGUUAUGUAGAAAUAUGAGCCCUUGCACUGACUCAAGCAAAUCAGGAGUGUGAAUGUGCUUAACAGGAAUUUCAUGCGUGAGACUAAGAGAAUACUACCAAAGGAUGUGUACUUUCAGUAAUUUGCAAGCACAAAGGGGAACUAUAAUAUAAAUAUAAGUAGCACUGUAAUUCCUAAGGUUUUCUUAUAUCUAUUAUUUUUCUAGUUCAAAAUUCUAAACCAGCAACCUGUUCAAGGUUUUACCUAACCUUUAGCCUUCAGUGAAUUUGACAAAAACUUUUAUAAUGUUAAGAUUUUAAUUAAAAAUGGACAUUAAAACUUCUUAAGCAGAAAUCUGAAGAAGCAGUUGCUGACAAAGCCACUCCAGUAGCAGUUUAUUAGCUGAUGAACACACAAUAUAUUAUGAGUGGAGAAGUAGGAUGAAGAUCUAAGGCAUAGUUGCUCCCAACUGUCCAGAUUUCUGCAGCUGUUAAUCCAUUAUUGUCAAGAACAUUGUAAAAAAACAAACACUAAAAUUCUGGUAGACUUUCUCAUUUGCUUGGAGGCAAGUUCAGAUACUUUUGACUUAAGCUGAAGCACAAGUAACUUUUAAACAGCUAAUAUUAUUCAGGUUUAUGGCAAUUAAUAAGCUGGUUAACUAAUGAAAAGAGUAAUUAAGUUGUAUAAUUGUAGUAAUAAGACCACAGACUGGAUGUGUACAUUCCUGAAAAUGCACCAAAGUAUGCAGAAUAACCCCGUGUGUCUGUAGGUGUUCAUAUUUACCCAAGAGCCUGAAUUUAAAGGAGUAUGCCACAAUUUCUCAUUCUUCAUUUCGUUGUGUGACACCAUUGUCUUGUAGUAAUGCAGUACCUCACCUUUUUACAGUGAAGUAUUUUCCUAAUUUUACAUGAAAACUUAUAUUCCUAAUGGAUAAACUACACAUUUGCCAUGUUUAUUUUUUAAUACUGACCAGUGAGAAAGACUGGUUCUUUGAGGUUGUUUUUGUAAAUACUUUCUACAGCAGAAAAUUUGGCCUCCUUUUUAUAGGCGUUUCUGCAAUACACGUUAGUCAGGACAUUUGUUUCACAUUGACUAAUGCAUCUGGCUGCUGGACAUGCAUAACCACGAGCAGCAGCAGGGUGUUAGGCAGCUAAUAGUUGGCAUUGGUUGUCUCUCCACACAGUAGAGCUCUUCCUUCCCUUGAAAUUUGAUCUAGAUGUUGCAAAGAAAUAACCUGCAAAGCUUACAGCAGUUUCCUAAUCCACUUUUGCAGUGUAGGAUCUAAAGAACACAUUAGAAAAAAUUAGCAGUAAUUUAAAUUGACAUAAAAUAGAUAAAUAAAACUGCAGUAGACAAAUAUUUGUUGUUAUGGUAUUAGUUGUGAGGUAGUGUUGAGGGGCUAGAAUUUUUGAGAAUUCUGCUGGUUUUGCUUUGUUUAAUUUAAUUCAUAAUUGUUUGUUACCUCCAUGGUAGACACUCUUUCAAGGUGGGUGUUGGUAUAAAAGAUAUUUAUUAUACUGGGAAGAUUUAGCUCUAAAUAAUUAGGAUUUCAAAUUAGGAUCUAAAAUGCCAUAAAGUGUAGAUAUGUAACAUAAAGUUUUCAGUACUCUUGGCUACAGGCCAAAUGGUGUUAAAAUGAAGUUUGUUUAUCCUUUUUUUACCCAGCUGGUCUGGCUUGAACCCAAGACAUAGGCUCAUAGUCGUACAACUGAAAUAACAUAAAUCUUCAUACUUUUUUGAGAAAAUGAUGAAAGGUUCUUGGUACUAAAGACUGUUCUGUCCAUACAUAUGUGGUGUCAUAUAAACAUGUUUGUAUUGGUCUCUGGAGUAACUUACCCAGUGAUGAGUGUGUUUUUGUGAGCUGACAUUCAUACUGAUCGAGUCUAAAGAAUUUCUUUCCUGAGUACCAAAACUUUGAGUUGUGCUUCUUUCUUCUCUUAAAAAAUGAAAAGUUAAAAAAAAAAAAAACAAAAAAACACAAACCCAAAACCAAAAGGCACAAGGGAGAGUGAGGGCAGAAUUAUUUGUUGACCAAAUAUCCAUGGUGCAGGAUUAGGAGAGGGGUGGGAAGAGUGAUGAGGGAAGUAGGGCAGGAAGCAGACAUUUCUAAAAUUGUCAAACUCUGGGGGUUUGAGCAUUAUCCAAUCACUUCAGACCAUCAGAUGGAAAAUCUUUGUUAAAGAAGUAGAUGUCUUCUAACAGUGUAAAGGAAACGCAUUAAGACACCACAUAUUACAGUGUGCUCAGGAGUGAUGAAUACCUUCCAAACAUACACAGCUGCACCAUUCUGCAGGGAAAAUGUUAUGUAGGAGUGAAUCAUCUCACAUUGUAAUAAGAGAAGUUGUUCCAAUGCUGACGUUUAUAACUGACCCUACUGUUCCAAAUCAUAGGGCAUUGUUUCCAAGGAUGGCUUUGAACAGCAACACUUGCAAAACUCAUUGAAGCUGAGAAGAAUUAUUUUUGUUGUGAGAAUAUGUAACAUUUGUGCAAAAAAUGUAUGGCCUCUAACCACUUGCUGUAGAGCUGCAGUGACAUUUCUGAGUGGAUUUAAAUGUCUUGAAUUGCCUUGAUUACCUAACAAAUUUGAAAGGUACAGAAAUAGAGCUAUUUUAGCCACACUUCUCUCUAAGGAGGUUUCCUAUGAGAAAUUCUAGAAAUUUCUAAUAUAAUUGUCCAGUACCUUUGUUGGUGUUUGAGGCUGUAUAUAGAUGUAAAAUAUAUUACAUUUUGUAUUUGUAUAAUUCUACUUCUAAGACUAGAUGUGCACAUUUGAUAUUCCCUGAAGUCUGUGGAAUAUCUGCAUCAGUCUAUGGAUGUAUGUCUUUCACAUCAAAACCUGAAUUUAAGCAACUAACACUCUUUCUUCAGCUCAUUAUGUGACACUGUUUGAGAAACACAGUUUUUCACCUUUUUUGCAGUAAAGUGUUCUCUUGAUUGUACAUAAAAACUUACAUUCCUAAUGUAUAGGCUACAAGAUUGUCUUUUUAGUGUUUAAUAAUUUUGGCAGUAAAAUAAAUUUGUGUUUUUGAAAUUGUA